AUGGAUCAUUCGCGCGAUCCCUGCCCAUGGGUCAUUCUCAAUGACUUUGGUGGUGCCUUUGCUAUGGGUGCUGUCGGAGGAGCAGUAUGGCACGGUGUUAAAGGAUUCCGCAACUCACCCUACGGAGAGCGACGCAUCGGCGCCAUCACAGCGAUCAAAGCCCGCGCACCCGUUCUCGGCGGCAACUUUGGAGUCUGGGGAGGACUUUUCAACACAUAUGACUGCGCAGUCAAGGGAAUACGGAAGAAGGAGGACCCAUGGAAUGCCAUCAUCGCAGGCUUCUUUACUGGUGGAUCACUCGCGGUACGAGGAGGCUACAAGUCGAUGCGAAACGGCGCAAUAUCAUGCGCCAUUCUGUUGGCAGUCAUCGAGGGUGUCUCAAUUGGUUUCAACCGCAUGAUGGCCGACAACACAAGGCUGGAAGCCCCUCCUCCACCGAGCGAUGUCGGCGCAUCAUCUGGCGGCGGCGGCAUGGCUGUAGCUGCAUAA
Messenger RNA from Pyrenophora tritici-repentis Pt-1C-BFP, 489 nucleotides. Its product is annotated as TIM22, Mitochondrial import inner membrane translocase, subunit TIM22. Gene Ontology annotation, cellular component: mitochondrial inner membrane; TIM23 mitochondrial import inner membrane translocase complex. The record is from RefSeq and is a predicted model, not a curated record. Gene Ontology annotation, molecular function: transmembrane protein transporter activity. NCBI's taxonomy places the organism in Eukaryota, Fungi, Ascomycota, Dothideomycetes, Pleosporales, Pleosporaceae. Gene Ontology annotation, biological process: protein import into mitochondrial matrix.